Molecule: messenger RNA, 519 nt
Organism: Volvox carteri f. nagariensis
Lineage: Eukaryota; Viridiplantae; Chlorophyta; Chlorophyceae; Chlamydomonadales; Volvocaceae
Exons: 2
Coding region: 1-519 (172 amino acids)
Source: RefSeq, a predicted model, not a curated record
AUGUCACGUUGCUGCUGUCUUGAAAAGCUAUCUGUUUACAGUCUGCAUAUCUGGACCAGGCAGUGCGGAAAACGACUUAGGUCAACGCCUGCCGCCUGGGGCAAGUACUCAGCUGUUGGGUUCAAACUUGCGGAUCACAACAAUACUGUUCGGAGUGAAACGACUAAGUCAACGCCUGCCGCCUGGGGCAAGUACUCAGCUGUUGGGUUCAAACUUGCGGAUCACAACAAUACUGUUCGGAGUGAAACGACUAAGUCAACGCCUGCCGCCUGGGGCAAGUACUCAGCUGUUGGGUUCAAACUUGCGGAUCACAACAAUACUGUUCGGAGUGAAACGACUAAGUCAACGCCUGCCGCCUGGGGCAAGUACUCAGCUGUUGGGUUCAAACUUGCGGAUCACAACAAUACUGUUCGGAGUGGCACUAAGUCAACGCCUGCUGCCUGGGGCAAGUACUCAGCCGUUGGGUUCAAACGUGCGGAUCCAAAAAGCGCUGUUGGAAUUCUCCAAGUUACUUUCUAA